This is a messenger RNA of Fukomys damarensis (Damara mole-rat), 3932 nucleotides long. It is a transcript of the gene Spatc1, whose product is annotated as spermatogenesis and centriole associated 1. The coding region runs from base 936 to 2480 and encodes 514 amino acids. The record is from RefSeq and is a predicted model, not a curated record. The transcript is spliced from 5 exons. NCBI's taxonomy places the organism in Eukaryota, Metazoa, Chordata, Mammalia, Rodentia, Bathyergidae.
CUGGGUUCGAGGACCGCAGGGAGGGGAGUAUAAGGCUGUGCGGAGAGGAGAGAUUUGGUGUGCUGUGGUCUCAGGAAAUCAUGGAAGAAGGACAUACAUUCCUGUAGUAAUGAACUUGGGGAACACUGACCCCAUUGGGUGAAGGGAAGAUGAGCACACAGGGACAACAGGGAAGAAAGGGCAAAAUUAGGCCCCAGUCCCACUCACCUGAUGGUAGGAGCCCCUACCCACACUCCUCCACUCAACCAAACUUCCAAGCAGCACCAUAGACUAAGUACUUCCCAGCUCUGGAAUCCAAAUGUGCUGUCCUACGGGGCCCAACAUGUCCUUAAUCCCCAGCCUCCCCACCCUGACUCCAUCCCUAACCUCAGCUUCCCCCAUUAUCUUCCCCCUCACUUUCUCCCUCAUUACUCUCCAGUUAGACGUGGCCAAAAGGCAACUGACAACCUAUAUCUAGAAGCUGAGGAGGGGAACUAGGAUUGAAGCCCAAGGUUUGGGAAUUGUUGGGGUGUGACAGAAGCCCUUGGGCUGGAGAUAUACAGAGUAGGGCGAAAUAGAAGAACGGGCAAAGAAGUUGCAGUUUGCAGAACAGUAGCUGAAAUGACAACUGUGAGCUAGGCCUAAGUAUAGGGACUGAGUCGGUGGCCAGGGGCCAGAAAGCAACAAAAACCGCAGAGCUGUGAGGUGAUAGGAAGGAGAGAGGAGCUGGAAGGAUGGGAAGCUGUAGGCAGAGUGGUCAGUAUUGGAGAUACCAGGUAGAGAAUUUAAGGGUGCAGGAAGCUUCCAGGAUGUAACCACAGGAGUCCACGGCUGACACGAUGUUGGUGAAGGUAACAAGGGUGUAAGCAGGUGUCUUCUUGUCCCUGUCCCCAGCAGCAGCAAAUGAACCAAUCUUGGAAGAAGUAGGGCUUGUAGCCCUGGCACCCCUGGUCAACAUGUUGAGCAGCCCACAGCCUAACCCCACAGCUGGCUCUUUCGUGAACCCCCUGACUGGCCCUCUCAACACACUGCUGUCCAGCCCAACACCACCCGGGUCACAGAGCAGUCCAUUCUCCAACCUCCUGAAUGGCACCCUGAGCAGCCACCUGACUGGUCCCAUGGCUGUUUCUCCAGGGGGCACCCUGGUCAGCUCUCUGGGCCUGACCUCCACUGGUCCCCUGAGCAGGCCCCUGAUGGGUCCCAUGGCAGUAUCCCCUGGGGGCACCCUGGCCAGCUCCCUGGGCCUGACCUCCACUGGCUCCCUGACUCCAAGCACCCCCAUAGCGGGCCACCUGACCAUGUCUAAGAGCAGCCCCCUGAUGGCCCCUGAGCCAGGCACAGUUGCCGUCUCUUUGAGCAGCCCCCUGCUCUCCUCCACCGCUGCCCCUAUAGGUGUCUCUCAGAACCUUCCAGCCAACCCCAUGAGCAGCCUGGUGCUGUCAGAGGCCCCAAGGCUGCGGCUGGCAGAGCCACUCCAAGGAAGCCCUUCUGGGCCCCCCUCCUCAGCUGGGACAGGGCAAGCAGCCACCUCCAAAGCGCUCUCCAAUGAACACCCCCGGCCCACCCAAGACCCAGAGCCCCUCAGCAUUGCAUUUAUGGGAGCACCCCUCCAGACCUCCACCCCUGUGGGUACUGUGUCCCCACCGGGCCCAACGAUGGCCUUCUCCUAUGGCACCUCAGAUGCCCAGGCUCAGCCUAGUGUCUCCCAAGGGCAAAAGGUUCCCAUCUCUGUCCCCACCUCCCCAGCCAACUCCCUAGCUGGCAGAGUCCUCAACUCUGCCCCUACUCCUGCCCCCCAAGCUGCUGCUAUCUGCACCCCCUUGAGCACUACCCACUCCACCUCCCAGCCACUGCCUACCCCUCACUCUCCUCCAUGCAACCCGCACACCCCACCUUGCACCUCAUCCUUCCCGGCUUCAGUCACGGAUACCCAAGGUUCACAUACCACGAAGACAAACCGGAAAAACAUCCUGGAGUCGGAGCGGAAGCUGACCCACCGCAAAACUAGCAAAUUCCCUGAUGGCUCCCGAGAGUCGAAGCAGCUGGCCUGGGAGAGGCUAGUAGGGGAGAUCGCCUUCCAGCUGGACCGCAGGAUCCUGUCCAGCAUCUUCCCAGAGCGUGUACGCCUCUAUGGCUUCACCGUCUCCAACAUUCCAGAGAAGAUCAUUCAGGCCUCUCUGAACCCCAAUGACCACAAGCUCGAUGAGGAACUGUGCCAGACACUCACACAACGCUAUGUGAGCAUCAUGAACAAGCUGCAGAGUCUGGGCUACAAUGGACGGGUACAUCCAGCGCUGACGGAGCAGCUAGUGAAUGCCUAUGGCAUCCUGCGUGAGCGGCCAGAGCUGGCUGCAUCUGAGGGUGGCUCCUAUACCAUGGACUUCCUGCAGCGCGUGCUGGUGGAGACUGUGCACCCCAGCAUGCUCACUGAUGCACUACUACUGCUCUCCUGCCUCAACCAGCUGGCACAUGAUGAUGGCAAGCCAAUGUUCAUCUGGUAACACCGGCGCUCGGCUGGCCCAGGCUUGCUCUGCUCUGCACUCCUGUGUACAGCCAUUAAAUCUUCCCACAGAGGCUACCAUUAGGCCCAGGCUAUUCUGGCAUGCUGCCACCUAUGGAUGGCUUGCCAGACCCCUGCACCAGGAUCUUCAGUCCUACCUGCUAUGAAGGUCCAAACCUAACCAUUGGAGAGAUCCCUGGAGCAAAGUUUGGCAGCUUUCUGCUUUGGUCAGAAACUCCCAGGUCUCCUUCCCUUGGUGAUGGAAGCAGUAGAAACUCUGAGGUUUGGAUGGAGAACAGGAAUUGCAAAGGAGUGGAGCAGUGCCCAGCAGUGGUAGGUAGAAACUAGGGCAAAGAGCUUCAGGGCCUGCAGGGCAGGAAGGAAGUAGUAGGAGGAGAUUCAGAAGACAACAGCCUCACCCAAACCUAGGCAGGGAACAGCCUGGGAGAUGGCAGCCCCUUUCCAAGAUGCCCAAAGUCUGAAAAGAAGAGGCCACCUUCACAGGGUCCUGGAGACCUAGGAUGAGGGACUCAGAGCUGGAGAGAGCCAAAACUGCCAGCUGAGGGCCUGAGGCACACAGGUUGGAUAGGGAAGCAAGGGAGGGGAGGGGAAAGGGGGAUCCAGGGUAUGACUGGAUGCUGGGGGUAACCUAGCAAAUAUUGGCUAUUUAAAAAAAGAAAGAGAAAGCAUAGUAUUCAAAGAGGAAGUACCAGUCAGCUGGUCUCACUCACUCUCUCUUCAUCUCCCUCUUCAGCAUUGGAAAUCAAACCCAGGAUCUUAUGUGUGUUAGACCAGCUGAGCUACACACCAAACCCUAAAUCUCUGAGAUGGGAAGGGCUGUGGGCAGUGUGGGAAGCUGAGGUGGGUAGGCCAGGAUGGGUUUUAGGAUGCAGUUAAAGAAGGUAGCAUGGGAAGGCCUAGAGUGGCCUCUGGCCUACAAGGUAGAAAAGGGCAGUCCCUGCAUGUGGGAAGUGGCAGAGGCUGAGCUAGAGAAGUGGGGGAUAAAGAUACCAACUGUUGGGGGUCCCAAAGCACCAGUGAUCACCAGUUAGGUUGGUAGGAGGGGAUGCAAGGGCCACAGGGUCUGGGUUCAAACAGAAAUUCUGUCAGCUACCAAGUGAGGAGUCCAGAGGGUAUAGAGAGUACUAAGGUCCUGUCUCUGAUGCCAGGCCCCAGGAGCUUGCUGCCUUCUGCCCCCACCCCCAGUCCUCUGGCAACUUCAGGGAAUCCAGUCAGACAGCUCAGCCUCUGGCUCAGUUUGCAGAAUAGUCAGGACAGGACUUGAUCCAGAGGGCAACAGCUUGGCCAGAUGAGAAGCAGAAGCCCCUCCAUCUCCUUGGAAACCUGGGUGGAUGAUACUCCUGACCCAAACUUGCAGUACAAUUUAAAAGGCAUUUGGCUGGGCAUGGUGGCACAAGCCUAUAAUCCCAGCACUCGAGAGGCUAAGGCAGAA